AUGAAGACUCUUUCACUUCUUCUGUUGUUAUAUGCAGCCAUCUCCUCUGCUUUUCCUGUGACCCCAGAAGCAGAGGAUGAAGGAAAAACCCUACAGCUUGUAGAGAGUUAUCUACAGAAUUUCUAUGACCUUCAAAGGGAUAGCCAUCCUCAUUUAAGAAGCCAUGGUGAAAAUCCCCUUGCUGCAAAGCUCAAGGAAAUGCAGUCAUUCUUUGGACUACAAGUGACUGGGAAACCUGAUCUUGACACUUUGGAGAUGAUGAAAAAACCCAGAUGUGGUGUACCUGAUAUAGGGCAAUAUGUGUUCACAGCAGGGAAUCCUAAAUGGAAAAGAAAUAAUCUGACAUACAGAAUUUUGAAUUAUACCCCAAAGAUGACAAAAGCUGAUGUAGAUGAAGCAAUCCGAAAAGCUAUCAGUGUCUGGAGCAACGUAACACCACUGACAUUCCAAAGGGUUGAGGACAAAGAAGCAGAUAUAAUGAUUUCUUUUGCUUAUAGAGACCAUCGUGACAAUUCUCCUUUUGAUGGUCCUAAUGGGCAGCUGGCUCAUGCAUUCCAGCCUGGUGAAGGUAUUGGUGGGGAUGUGCAUAUUGAUGAGGAGGAAGCUUGGACAAAAGAUGGAAGAGGCUACAAUUUGUUCAUUGUUGUUGCCCAUGAGCUUGGCCAUUCACUGGGUCUGUCUCAUUCAAAUGAUCCUGGAGCACUGAUGUAUCCAACUUACUCCUACACGGACCCCAAUGAAUUCCUUCUUCCCCAAGAUGACAUUGAUGGCAUUCAAGCCAUAUAUGGGCAGUCUAAUGCUGCUGUGCAGCCAACAGGACCAGUAACUCCAGAAGCCUGUGACCCAAAUUUGACAUUUGAUUCUAUUGUUACCCUACGCGGAGAAAUCUUCUUCUUCAAGGGCAGAUACAUGCUGCGCAAACAUCCUGCGAGGACAGAGACUGAGCUCAAUUUUAUCUCACUGUUCUGGCCAACAUUACCAUCAGGAAUUCAAGCUGCAUACGAAAACAUUGAAAAGGAUGAAAUUGUACUUUUUAAAGAGGAUAAAUAUUGGGUUGUCAGGGGAUAUGAUAUUGCGCCUGGCUAUCCCAAACCAAUCUACCGCCUGGGGUUCCCGAAGACUGUUAAAAGAGUUAAUGCAGCUUACAGUGAUGAAACCACAGGAAAAACAUACUUCUUUGUAGCUAACAGAUACUGGAGAUAUGAUGAAAAGAAAAAAUCCAUGGAUCAUGGUUAUCCUAGGAAAAUAGUCUCUGACUUUGGAAAAAUUGGCAGAGUUGAUGCUGCUUUCUGGAAAGAUGGCUAUGUCUACUUCUUCCAUGGAACAACUCAGUUCCAGUUUGAUCCUCGUGCCAAACGGAUUGUUGGACAAAUGGAGAGCAUCAGCUGGUUUAAUUGUUAAUUGCGAUAUUUUUUCAUAUGCACACCGUAUGUUUUUAUGUCCUGCAUUUUUCAGCAUUGCCUGACUACCUGGUCAGAAUGGAUUUCUGUUCAAAUUCCGUUGGAGUAUACUAUUAACAAUUAUUUAUUUUAAAUUUAUUUAUAAUUUAUGGCA
Molecule: messenger RNA, 1554 nt
Organism: Corapipo altera (White-ruffed manakin)
Lineage: Eukaryota; Metazoa; Chordata; Aves; Passeriformes; Pipridae
Product: interstitial collagenase-like
Exons: 10
Coding region: 1-1401 (466 amino acids)
Biological process (GO): collagen catabolic process; extracellular matrix organization; proteolysis
Cellular component (GO): extracellular matrix
Molecular function (GO): zinc ion binding; metalloendopeptidase activity
Source: RefSeq, a predicted model, not a curated record